Acanthaster planci (crown-of-thorns starfish) is the source of this 5449-nucleotide messenger RNA. RefSeq names its product cancer susceptibility 1 (gene casc1). Gene Ontology annotation, cellular component: axoneme. NCBI's taxonomy places the organism in Eukaryota, Metazoa, Echinodermata, Asteroidea, Valvatida, Acanthasteridae. The record is from RefSeq and is a predicted model, not a curated record. Gene Ontology annotation, molecular function: microtubule binding; beta-tubulin binding.
AUUUCUACCUCCGUGAUAUUACCACUACCAGGCAUCAUAGAGAUCAUACUAUAAAGUUAAUCAAAUCCACACGUCCGUUGUGUUUUUUUUCAUUUUAAGUAGAGAAGAUGUAUAAUCUAUUUUAUUUCUUUUUUAACGUCAAUUUUUUGUUCCACUGGUUGAUCUCAACGCUGAGAGCUGAGGGCUCGUUUGCCAUUUCUAUUCUAUCCUAUAUGCGGGUGUGAGCUGAGACCAUGGAGCCACAGCAUGUGGAGAUUGAGCCGCGUAUUGGGUUAUGUGACCAGCCAAUACGAUGGUAAAAUAAAGAAAGGAGAAUACUACCCAAUACUUUUAUCAGCUAACCAGUUGAAUAAGAAAAACCAGCCACGAAUUUACAGAAUAUGCAAUAGUUACCCAAACAGUUGUUAUUUACUUAGUCGCAGCUCGCUUGAGCUAGCUAGCUGCAUUGAGGAAUCACAAUUUUGAUACACAACACAAAAUAUGUGAUAAGCUAUGAAUACCAGGAGUCAAAGUGAGUAGGAAGGGCAUGAAGUGGCAUUGUGGUGCGAUCACUCAUACUGGCCAAGCCACCUAAGUCACCUGCAAAAAGUGCCAAGGGGAAGAAGGGGAAAUUGAGCAAAGCAGAAAAGGAGCGGCUGAAGAAGGAGGAAUUGGAGCUUAAAGCUAAAGAAGAAGAAGAUGCUCGUGCAAAAGCGGAACAAGAAGAGAAGGAACGUUUGGAGAGGGAAAGACUUGAGAGAGAAGAACGUCUACGAAUUGAAGCUGCUGAGAGUCAACGUCAUGCUACUGAAGUGAGUGAGUUACAGUCCAUCCUAGAGGGCAAUGAGAUUGCUCUUUCAAACAUUCAUGAUGAAAGGCGAGCUAAAGCCAAGUGGGAUCGCUAUAUGCAGUGUGAUGGCACACCAGACCCAACAAUUGCUGCUGAGGUUAACACAUACAUCAAUUUAUCCUAUGAAGCUACUGACACCAAUGACAUUGAUUCUGUUAUAUUAGAAAGCAAGCAAACGUUGGCUUUGAUAAGUGAGUUGGAGUUUCUACUGGAUGACACUCCGGAGAAGGAUCUGAAUGAAUCUCAAGCUGCUAGAUAUCAAGAUACCAUCAAUGAACUACAGAAUCUACUGAGCAGCAAGGUGGAUGCAGCCACUGUGUUACUUCUGAAGGCUGCAUCAAGUUUGGCCGAUACUGAGUCUGGAAACCUUCAAUUUGUGAAAAGCAGCAGUGACUUCACACUCAUGCUGUGGGGGAAUCUCAUCAAAAACCCACGCUUCAAAUCAUAUGAAUUUGAAGAAGAGAACUUCAUCUUUGAAUUGCCCAAGCAGCUAGCAUUGUCAGAUAUCGCCAUCCGUGUCCUCCGUACACAGUACGAUCACUACUCACAUCUCUGCAGAACCUUUCAUGCAAAGAAGAAGAAGAAACCAUCCAUUGUAAUGGAGGCAGUUGUACAUGAGGAUGAAGACAAAAAAGAGAAACCAGAAGAAGCUGGCAAGACCGAGGAGGAAGAAGGAGCAGUAAGUGCUGAGGAGAAGCAGGAUGGAGAAAGUGACAAGGAAGAGCAGGAGGAAGGCUUUGAUGAAACAGAUGAACCCAAACCACCAAGUCCAUCAAGAACACCACAGCAAACACAGCCUGCACAACCUGAUCCUGAGGAGGUGGAGGAGGAAGAUGAGGCAGAAGAGGAGUAUGAUCAGGAAGAUGAGGACACCGUUGAUCUGCGAGCAUACCAAGUCUUGGGUGGGGUGAUUCACCUGGAUCUCUUGUCUCUGCCCCCGCAGCCCAAGCAAGUCAAAUCGUGGGUUAUGACGCAAGUAUCUGGUAAUGAGCUGAAGAAAGUAGCCUACCCAGCAGGAGAUAAUCGACUAGGUCAGACACUGUCUGGUACCAUGACUAUGGGGCAGACAUUGGAUCCUAAGGCAUUAGCUAAUGCUGCAGCCGCUACCGAGGCAUUGGGGGCUCCACCAGUAGGCAUCAGCUUCAGGUUAUGUGAGGAUGUGUUGUACAGUGAGGAACCACAGAUGGCUUACUGGUGCCCCGAAAGGAAGCAGUGGAGAUUAGAUGGCUUUAUUGAUAUCAAGUUUAAUGAGGAAACAAGAAUUCUGUCGUUCAAGACAAUCAACUUUGGACCUUUAGCCUGUCUCCAAGACAAGCACAUCAAUAUGCCAUUCCAGUCCUGGGAGUUGCGUCCUAUUGCUGUGAAUCAUGCUAGAUUUACUGUCAUGGCAGCUAUUAUUGAAGCAGAGAUUGAGAUCAAGGGAUCAUUGUGUUGCUUCAGACAGACACCUGAUAGCGAGAUCAAACCAGAAUUGAAUGACCUGAAGGAGAAAUGGAUGACACCUAAAGAGCUGAUCAAGGCUAUGAAGACUGUUGGUGUCAACCUUUUCCCUGAAGAUGAUUCUAAGAAGUAUGUCAGCAUUGUGGAGAAGACCACAGUGAUUGAAGAUGCUAUCUACCAUCAGAUGGCUCUCUGUGCAUCUCAUUUUGCAUUUGCUUGGAGCAAAUGGAAUUCUGAGGUGGGAGCAGAGAAAGUUAUCGUCCAGGGAACUCAGAAAUUGGUUGAUGAGGCUCCUCAGGAUAACGUUGAUGACGAUGAAAAGAAAAAGGACGAGUGGUCUUUGUUGAUGGUAAGCAAACAGCGAACAAUGAAGCUACGAGUCUCUGAAUAUGAUGAGGAAUUCUCUGAAGACUAUGCAGAUGGAUCACAGUUCCAUGCUGACUUGUAUCACAUGGUUUGUGAGUUGUCUACUGAAGAAGGAAUGGAUAGAAUGGGCAACACUGACUUCCGCUUUGUAGAUGCUGUGUAUCAGCUGCUUUCAGCUACUAGACUCUUAACUUAUUCCUAAAUUGUAAGUGCUUCAUGGUUCCAGUCACAAGAAUACAUGGGAUUGCAGUACAUGUACUGCAAAUAUCUGCAUUCCAAAAUGAAAAGACAUUCAAAGUUGCUGUUUUUAUAUAUUACACGGAUUGAAUAGUUUAAGUCUUUAUAUCAUGAUUUUUCAUUUCGGGUCCUUUACUGAAAUUGUUAUCAAGAGUUGAAUUAGUAUUUCCAAAGACAAUAUGCCGGUACUAAAAACCCUUUUGUUACAAGCAUAUUCUAGUUCUAUGUACAUGUUUUUAACUCUAACCCUCAAGUGUCAGGGGAAAAUCAUAUUGAAAUUGGAGAAUUCAGCUCUGUUAGAGUGAAGUAUUUGAAUGUCUGACUUUAUUGCAACUUCCAUGUGCAAUUAUUCUUCUUGUCAACCCCAAAAAGGUUUACCAAUGCUGUGUGCAAAAUACACAGUGGAUAGCUCUUUCUAUGUUGGCACUUCCUAGAGCAAGCAAAUGAAUGCUGUGUGACUAACUGCAUAGAAUACAAAGUAUGAUAUUAGAUUGUAAUUGUUUUUACAUUUCCCCUCAGGAGGGGGCAUGAACUGUUGAAUUGGGCAAUAUGUGGUUUGACAGUACUCAUGUUUGGCUUGAUAUUGUUGAAGUAACUUCUCAAAUACUGACUUGGAAAAAAGUGGCUUUUACACAAUUUAGGGAAAACAACCAAUCUAACAUCUUGAAGAAUAGUAUGUUAAUCCCCCACAACGCUAGCCACACUGUCUCAAGUUCCUGUGCCUUUUGUUUAGCAUGUUCACAUCGUGUGUAUAUUUUUGCCUCACAUUGUGUAGUGUCCAAGUUAAUCCCACAUGAUUGUUAUACAUGUGAAAUUGCUCUCCACUAAAUCCAUUUGGUCCAUAUCUGGUUCGUAAGUUUGAUAUUUCAGUUUAAACCACGACAACUGCACGUAGAGUUACCCAUGGAACUGGAAGGUAACACCCAACUUCAGUGUUGGUCCAAUUAGAGCCUGCAAUGAGUGACCAGUGCAUCAACAUGUAUGACGAAGCCACUUAUAUGUACAAACUGAAUAUUAUACAAUGUAUACCCUCUCCCACAUGCUUAUUCUUUGUAUAAAUAUUGCCAUGGAGUGUUAUUGAUAGGAGACUUGAAAAUGGCCUAAAUUUGGAAAUGAGUUGAAAAAGAACAAGUACACGUGGAUUAGGAAAAAGUCCAUGUCUAUUCAGUGUAGGUAUUCAGUGUUAAGCUGUAGCAGAGGUAUUUUUUGUGAUUCGAGGCAAGCUUUUGCCUGACCACCAUCUCUGGAAUGGACUGGUUCCUUUGUGCCGUUCUUAUCCAUCGUAAACAGUGUAUUGUGGCAAGGCAUCUCUCAUGUAACUAUAAAGCAGAAGCUUGCGCCGAAUCACAAGGUAUAACUCCAGUGUCUUUAGUAUGGAGAAUUCAAAUUGUUAGGUUUGCAUAAGUACAAAGAACUCAGUGUACCAGAUUCUAUUCAAAUUUAACUUCUUCAUUCCACUUGAUCUGAUUUUCACUUGUUUGAAUUGCAUUCCCUUUUGGGAUAUAUACAUGUAUAUAUGAGUGUGUGUAUGACGGGCAUUACUAGUAUCACAGGUAUUUGACCUCAUCUGUGGUAACCUGAGGCCCUUGGCUAUUGGAUUUUCUAGCACACAAUUGUGAAUAGCUCUAGUGAUUUUUGAUUGCAAGUCAGUUCAGUUUACUGUUGUCACUAGCGGCUAUGUGGUGACAUUUGCUUUAGUAAGGAAGUCUGUAGGAAGUUUGCCCGUUCAAAGACCAAUAAUUAUUCGACAUUCACAAUUAAAAGUUACUGUAUAUUGUUCAUGGUCACACUGUAUUCAAAUGUAUUUGAAGUUACUGUAAAAUUAAUCUUAUAAAUAUAUUUGUUGCAAAGAUGUUUAUUUUUCCCUGUUUUGUAGGUAUGAAUGGAUUGGUUUGAUGGACUUCUUUUAAGGUUGUUUAUGUACAAUACAGAUAUAUUGCCGUGAGUGUAAUGUGUAAAAAACUACUAAUUUGAUCUGCCGUCCAUUUUCUAUCACCUUGACUACAAAAAAUACGAGUAUAUUUUGUUAGUUGCAUAUGGUUUGUUAAUAAAGUUUGUUGAACUUAACUUGUACAUCCACGGUGGACUUUGUAUCUGAUACUGUUUAGUUUGUUGAACUUUACUUGUACAUCCACGGUGGACUUUGUAUCUGAUACCGUUGCUGUUCUGGCAUUGUCAGUGGCCUGUAUUGAGGACACAGCUAGUACAUCCUACAGAGGUUAAAGAUGAUCAAGCAACACAGAUACCUGAACUAAUUUUGAGGUCUUUUUAUUUGGCAACUUACUUGAAUAUUUGUCAACUCAAAGAUUGAUAAGGCUCAUACUGUAGUAAUGAAGCUGUAUAGGUACAUGUACAUGUUGGGGAUAGGCCUUGAAGGUGUUAGAUUGAAACAUGCAAAACAGGCAUACACUGCCUCAUGACCGAUGCAGGUGCGUUAAACAGUAGCUCAUGGAACUCUAGGUACUUCAAGAGGGAAGCACCAAUGCAUACAAUAUUUAAGACAAGUUUACAUUCCUGUUGCUAGUAAUCCCUGAAUAAAAUGACCACAUUGGUGCAAGAGUGCACAACAAAUCAAAA